CUGUAAUUAAAUUUAUCGAGUUAAAUUUUAAAGUGACUUUAUUUAACAUUCAUAAAAUAGAAACGUUGAAAUUUGAAAUAAUUAAUGACUUUUGUGUGAAUAAUUUAUCAGCUUAAAAUGUCCUGAAAGCGUGUGAAUAUUUAACAACUUAUUUUAUUAACAGUCAUACUGAAAUAAAAUAAAUAAAUAAUGAAUUUCUUUCCGUACCUCGAUGAAAAGUUAAAUUAUCAGUUAUAUUUGCUGGUUUACGGUCACCACAAAGUAAGUUGGUAUGAAAAAGUAAUAUCAAGAAUACAAGAGCUAAUUUUAUCGACAAAUCAAUUGAAAAAUUAUGAGCUAUCGAUUUUACUGCUACUUGCAAUUGGACUUAUUAUUUUAAUUGGAUAUGAAAUAUUUAAAAAAUGUUUUACUACUUUGAUUUCACGCAAUCAAACCGAAGCUCAACCGGUUGAAGAAAUAAAAUUUUCUUGCGAAGAAAAUAAUGAAACUAAAGAGACAUGCGGUCCGUCGACGAUCUGCGAGGCCCAGGAAAAAUUUAAUUGUCAAAUGAUGCAGCCAAGUCAACAAAUUCCUUAUGUUAUCCACUGUGAAGGCUACAAAAAAGUCUACGUGUUCACAUUUGACUCGGAUGAUCUGCCGGUAGAAAUAUCCAGAGAAUUAAAUAUCCAGAAUGGAAAUUUUAAUUGCAAAAAAUACGAAGCGCAGGAUGAAGUACAGGAAGUCAUGAUGCUUCUUAUUGAUAAAGUGUUGAAUAAUUUGAGCAGUCGGAAUGACUGUCAGUCUGAUGAACUUUUGAGCAUUAACCCAAUUUCUCCCAAUACUGUCUUGACCCAAGAAAAUAUUAAUCAACUUAAAUAUUUAUACAACCAGUCGCGUAUUUACAAAUUAAAACCAGCGUCGAAAAUUCCAUUGCUGCUUAAAUCUUACAAACAGAAACAGUUUUACAAAAAUUAGAUCAAGUCUGGUGAUUUAUUUGAAUUACAGCGAAAUUAUUUAACAUUUUACGGUAAUC
Messenger RNA from Cotesia glomerata, 1012 nucleotides. RefSeq lists its product as uncharacterized. Lineage: Eukaryota; Metazoa; Arthropoda; Insecta; Hymenoptera; Braconidae. Bases 190 to 954 code for a protein of 254 amino acids. The transcript is spliced from 3 exons. The record is from RefSeq and is a predicted model, not a curated record.